Messenger RNA from Dermacentor albipictus, 2328 nucleotides. Its product is annotated as polyhomeotic-proximal chromatin protein-like. The record is from RefSeq and is a predicted model, not a curated record. NCBI's taxonomy places the organism in Eukaryota, Metazoa, Arthropoda, Arachnida, Ixodida, Ixodidae. Gene Ontology annotation, biological process: negative regulation of DNA-templated transcription. Gene Ontology annotation, molecular function: histone binding; chromatin binding. Gene Ontology annotation, cellular component: nucleus.
GAUCGGGUGGAAACCAGAAAUAACCAAUUUACUGUUUUCCCCGAUUACGCAAUUCGAACCACACGUCUAACGCUGCUUUUCGUUUUUCUCCUGCUUUCUUCCUGCUUUUCUUUUUUUUUGUUGAACGGGAGAACUACUAGCCUAUCGAGUAGUGAGGGCAGUUGCAACAGAAAAAGACACCUUUCCAUAGUCGCCCUCUAGUCUGAACCAUAGUCCAAGGAGUUUUAAAACAUGGUGUUCUGAUGGCCCACAUGAACUUCACACGGUAGAGCCAUCGUAAUUUAUAGCGGGGCUACGCUUGGCCAGACAGAUUGCAAGCCCAACCUCGAGCUCCCAAGGUUUUCGUUCGUGCGAACUAUUUGUCAAUGAAUAGCUGGCUUCGAUAAUAUUUCUAUUUCGCUUAGAUGUUCGCAAGAACAUGUGGUUUAAGGCAUGUCCUUACCACGUCCUUGCUAACCGCUUUAGCGCGAGAACAUGCUUUCCACAUACGAGCCGUAUAAAGAUCACGACUAUUCUACGAACAUGUCAGAAUACAUUAUAAUCUGCAGAUGUGAGGUCACUCGGCACUGCCAAGUGCUCUUCAUGUCAUAAGCAUUUUUAUACGAUCGCGCUCAGAAUCUGCUUGGAAGGCGCCAACGCUAGCUCCGCGAAAGUAGGGGCUGGCAACGCAGUCUAUGACCAUUACGCCGCAUCGCUUAGUUCUCUGAGAGGCCAGCAAUAAAUAAAUAUAUUGAAAGGACGCAAGUAAUCAAGCAAACUAGAUCAACGAAACCACCAAGCCAGCCAUACCCAAUGAAAAACAAACAAGCGAGUGCGUAUCACAGCUCUUCUCUUCUGAAAACUAGCCCUUGGCUUCUUCCCGGACAGACUUACCACUACGCGACUAGCACCCACAGCCAAGGUUACACACAUCUUAUUGUUCAGCUUCCAAGCGCGCAGGCGUAGCAGACACACUAGGCGUACGAGGCACAUCAAAACUAAGAACAAUUCGAAGGCAAAUGCGAAAGGUCAUUCUUACACGGCACGGAAACGCCCGAAGUACAGAGCAAAUCAUCGGUUCGCUUAAUGCGCAUCCACGCGUGAACGUAGUUUGAGCUUGAGACCGUGGUUAAAAAUAGAAAACGAAACCAGACCCGACGCCAAGCGAUGCAGACGUCAUCGUCAGCAGACUUUCAUCCGGGGCCUGACACGUUCCGAUGCGUUCCGCGACGAACGGUCGUCAAUCCGGCGGGUUCGGAAGUAGACGCUGUUAGCGAAACUGUGCAAUAGGUGAGCGUUUUGUCGGGAACGCUCUCGGCGCUGUCGUGCCCGCUGUCCGUGAACUUGAUUGACUGCACGCACGAUAAUCUCAUGGCUGCUUUUAACAUCGACUACACUCCUGCGAGCAUCGUCACGAUGCAAAGCCGGGCCGCGCCGCCGUACGACGGAAACCCGAUCGAAAUGCGCAGGCACUACUUCCACGGCACACUCGUCGACGUUCCGGUCCUUCUUGGUGGCACGCCACAGCUAUUUGUUCGCAUCCCCUGCGGACUGAUGAUGACCAGCUUGCCCAGCGGAGGUAUGGACGGCAGGCCCCGGUGUCGGUUUGUCGUGCACUCCGUCCCUUGUUACCGCCCCGCGCUAGCUGGCUCCGGACCGUUUCCAGCGGUUGCCGUGCCCGCCUACGGAGAGAUGGCACUGGCCGAGCCCGCCCCGAUUCAGGUUCCGAUGCUUGCUCAGGUGUCGCCGGCCAUCCCGGUUCAACGCCUGGGUGUGUCCGAUGCCGCCGCCAUGCCCGUACUACUGACACCAGUUUCAGCUGACGCCGACGCAGUGCCGCAAACGCCGGCCCUGAUGGGGACGCCAGCUGCUCGGUCGAUGAAGAAGCCGUCGGAGUGGACGGUGAACGAGGUCGCGGAGUUUAUAAGGCAAAUUCCGGGAUGCGCCCGCUACGUCCGAGCGUUCCGGGCGCACCAGAUCGACGGCGGCGCUUUGCUGCUCCUGUGCGAGCACCACCUUAUCUCGGUGAUGAACAUCAGCGUUGGCGCGGCCGUCAAGAUCCGUUCGGCGAUAAGGUGGCUGCGCCGUAAGGAGAAUGAAGGACCAGUGGGUCCACAGUGAACCAUUUGCCUCCCCCGUGUGAUGCUGAGUGCGUCGAGCAUCGCUUUCUCUGACAGUGAAUCCGGUUGUUGUUAAUUCACAUUUUGUGGCCAAGUCGCGCAUAGACGCUAAUCACGAUUGGCGCUACGUUGCAGCCUACCACGUGACGUCAUUAAUGUUCAGCGUUGCAGUGCGUUACUGUAAAAUGCUUUUAUUUCGCGAAAUAAAUUAUUUUGUGGGUCGUGUUUC